Messenger RNA from Theileria equi strain WA, 1228 nucleotides. Its product is annotated as signal peptide containing protein. Lineage: Eukaryota; Apicomplexa; Aconoidasida; Piroplasmida; Theileriidae. Bases 68 to 1228 code for a protein of 386 amino acids. The record is from RefSeq and is a predicted model, not a curated record. The transcript has a single exon.
GACUUCAGUAUCCUUUUCCAUUUCUUAAUCUUCACCGUUAACACUUUAAACCUGAAAGUAAAAGACAAUGAAAGUUUCUGCUCUUCUAUUUUACGCUACUGCUUUAUACAGGUGCUUUUCAGCCGGUGUUGAACCCUCUGGGAAACCUGUUCCUAAAGGGGUAUCUAAUGUGGUACCAUUGAAUGUUAAACCCCCUGUGAUGCCGAAACCGACUCUGAGAGCCGGUGGGAAAUCAGAGCCUGCUCCAUUAUCAUCGUCUGAAGUUCCUCCACCAAUUCCAGCCAUAGGAAGAGCGGCUAAAGAACGUAAAAAGGACAAUUCAGACCUAAGAAAGAUAACAAUAGCUGCAAUGGGAACAAGUUCAAACGAAAAGAUUAUUUUGGAUCUCAGCAAAGCUGAAAAUCGUGGUAUAAAUAAAGACUGCACAAAUAAAACUCUUAAUGAUGAUGAAGAUGUUAAAGUACCGCAUUAUGUUUAUACAGUAGAAUCAGAUAAGGAUCUUGUUAAAAUAGUAGACGAUAAACGUGUGAUAUGGGAUGCUAAGGGAACAGGCGCUAGGGUAUUCUAUGCCAUUCUCAUACUUAAGGAUGGCCACAAAUUCCUUUCGUUCCGUGCUUCUACUGGGAGCUAUAAGCUUGAAACAAAGUUUGCAAGUGACUUUAGUGGAAAGUGGGAACUUGUCAAUGAAUUCGAUCACAACACUCAGUUGGCUGGUACUGUUGUGGUACCAACUUGCUUAUAUCUUUCUAACCCAGACCAGAAACUUGUAGAUGUAAAGAAUAUCUCAGUAGAAGGUGUAAAAGGUCUGAAAUAUCAAGCAAAGGACGUCAAUAAGGGAAUAACUUGUAUAUUCGAACGAGAACCCGAAGAACAUUCUGCCAAAGAAGAUGUUCCAGCGCCAAAAUCAGAAGCUGAUAAGCCAGCAGAACCGACUGUUAAGCUUACAGGAGCUGCUGCAUUAAUCGCUUCUGAUUUUGAAGAUUUUUCAGACUUUGAGGAUGAUGAUGCAGAAGAUGAAACUAAUAGUAGUCAUAUUUGGGGAACUAAAAUCGACGGACAAAGAUGCGUUGAGAUUUCUGUAUUUUCCGACACAAAGGGACCAAAUGUUCUCUCCUUGAGCAUAAUAAAUCCAGAUGGGUUAACUUUGCUUCAGUAUCUAGUUAAGGACAGGGGAUUCUGGAAGUUGACUAGCAGGGUCAAGUAUCUUGAACAGCUCAAGAGUCUGUAA